This is a messenger RNA of Limulus polyphemus (Atlantic horseshoe crab), 3704 nucleotides long. RefSeq names its product protocadherin Fat 4-like. The transcript is spliced from 27 exons. The record is from RefSeq and is a predicted model, not a curated record. NCBI's taxonomy places the organism in Eukaryota, Metazoa, Arthropoda, Merostomata, Xiphosura, Limulidae. Gene Ontology annotation, molecular function: calcium ion binding; cysteine-type endopeptidase activity; cadherin binding. Gene Ontology annotation, biological process: homophilic cell-cell adhesion. The annotation marks the transcript as partial. Gene Ontology annotation, cellular component: catenin complex; plasma membrane.
CUUGUCAAUUUUAUCCAUUAGCUGAGAAUCGUCGGUUCGAACGAGUCAUUGAAAAUAUACCAGUAGAUCAAGAGAUUUUUCGUUUACAAGUAUUUCCAAGGCAUAGUUUCAAAAUUGAAGCUGUGGACAACAGCCUUAGUGACACCAGGUAUUUCAAGUACCAGGAGCUAGACAAACAUUCAAUAGCCAUCAAAGUUGCCAAAUCUCUAGAUGAUUUGGUUGAUAGGAGAGAACCACGCAGCGUUCUUAAAUUCAAGUUGAAAUGUAGAGGCGACAGUAGAACGGAAGAAGUCUUCUUGCCUGUCACAGUUUACAUAGAAGAUAUCAAUGACCACGCUCCACAGUUUCAGAACACGCCAUAUCGUCUGGCCGUCGACGAGCUGACUCCUGUCGGGCUUACCAUUUUCCGGGGGAUUAAUGCUAUAGAUCGCGAUAAACCCAAUACCGCCAACUCUGACGUCACAUAUUCCAUUGUGGGAGGAAACGAAGACAACUCUUUCGUUCUCUCAGACCCGAUAGAGGGCGCUCUACUGGUGAACAAACCUUUGGAUUUUGAUCACGGAAUUCGAGAGUUUAAGCUACAAGUUCAGGCUACGGAUCACGGGAGUCCCCAGAGCUUGAGUACGGUCACAACCAUGACUAUUAAGGUGAAGGACGCCGACGACCAGAACCCAUCAUUCACGCACAAACUCUACACAGCCCAUGUGACAGAAACUCGAGUUAUAACUGGCGCCACCAUACGGCAGAAAAUCGAAGUAGAACCUCCGAUUCACGCCAACGACCUCGACACUGACAUUAACGCCCCUAUUGAGUACAAGAUAAUUCUAGGGAACGAUAACGAUUUCUUUGACAUUGAAGCACAAACAGGAGAGCUGUUUCUAAUUAAAGAAAUUGACCUAGAAAACCUCACCAGUCCUGUCAUCAACCUUACAAUUCAGGCUAUCCAGAGAGACAAUCCAGCUCGCCAGGCAUUGGUCAAAGUGAACGUAAUAGUGGUGGACAUCAAUGACAACAUUCCAGUCUUUGAAUAUGAUUCGUACAAUAUCACCGUGGUAGAAAAUCUGCCACCAGGAUUUAAUGUAGUUCAGGUGUUUGCCCACGAUAAAGAUCUGGGAGACAACGCUAAGUUCAAGUACCAUUUGGAAGAUGAGUCUCGGGCCUUUUCAGUGGAUGAAACAGACGGCUGGAUCAGAGUUCACGACCCUUCCAAACUGGACAGGGAAACCAAAGAUUUACUAAUUAUGAAGGUGACAGCCGAGGAACUCCUACCGAAUGUCAACCCCAAUGUUCCUGAAAGUUCUACUCAAGUCCAAAUCCAUCUUCUUGAUGCGAACGACAACAAUCCACAGUUUAUACCAGAACCUGCUUAUAAUUUUAUUGUAACAGAAACGGAUCCACCAGGAAGUCUCCUUGGCAUUGUGAAAGCUAUCGACCCGGACGUCGGAGUGAACGGUAUCAUUCAUUAUUCUAAACAGGACGACGGCUUAAGCAAAUCUGCACCAUUCGGCGUCCAUGCUAUAAAUGGAUCUAUUUACGUCCUGGAGGCGUUUUCUGAAAUCCAUCUCAAGCCUGCCCAGUAUACCUUCUUUGUUCUUGCCACCGAUUCAGCUGAUAUCGGAUACGAGCGAAGGUCAUCUGUAGCCGUAGUUCGUGUUAACGUCACAGACAUCAACAACAACGUUCCAGAAUUUGAGGGUGCCCCCUAUGAGGCGUCUGUGGGAGAGUCUCUGCCACCUGGUGCCUUUGUUUCUCAAGUCCUUGCUCGGGACCCAGACGUUGAUACAGUUCUAACAUACUUGAUCGUAGCUGGAAAUGAGGAAGAAAAGUUUACAAUUGAUCCACAAAGAGGGCGUGUUACAACUGCCGGUGUAUUGGAUUACGAAGAAAGACAGUCGUAUAGCUUACUGGUUCAGGUGUCCGAUGGUCUAAAUAUGGCUGUAUCUCCGCUGACUGUGAAGGUGGUGGAUAUCAAUGACAUGCAGCCUGUUUUUACACAUAAUUAUUAUAACUUGUCAGUAUUUGAAGAACUACAAGAAAAUGUUUCUGUAGGGACCGUCCUGAGGCUCAGUCGCAAUGCUUGGUUCACUUUGAAACGUUUAUUUUAGGCUUCUGACAAAGACGAGGGAGGGAAUGCUUUGAUCAAGUACACCAUUGUCCGAGGAAAUGACCACCACCUUUUUGAAAUGGACGAAGAAACGGGAGUUCUGUACACAACUAGGAAGCUGAACUAUGAAGAACAACCGCAGUAUAGUCUCCAAUUAAUAGCAAGAAAUCCGAGGACCUUUCAAGGACCCAAAGCGUCUACAAUCUCCAAUCCUGUGGUGACUCUGGUUGUUAAAGUUCAAGACAUCAAUGACGGUGCUGUUGUUUUCACCCAACCAUCCUACCAUUAUGGGAUCUUGGAGACAACACCACGUGGGGAGACCGUGGGGUUUGUGAAUGCAACAAACUUUAGCCAAACCCCUCAAGAUCAGAACAUCAUAUACUGGCUCAGGAAAGGAAACAAAGACGAAAAGUUUUGGGUGAAUCCCACAUCUGGAGCUCUGGUCUUGAUGGACUCUUUAGAUAGGGAUCCUCCAGCAAAUCAAACGCAUUUCACGCUUGAGGUCUUUGCUCGUGACACUCUGUCAGUUAAUUCCUUCAACACUAGUGUCGAGGUUAAGAUUCAGGUCAUUGACGUUAACGACAAUGCACCAACAUUUGAUGAAGAGAGGUACUCCUUGAAACUUCCAGAAAAUCUCUCGCCUGGAAGUCAACUUCCACUGUUCUACCAUGCCCAAGACAUCGACUCCGGUGUUAACGGAAAGAUUGAAAAAUAUUUCACUGAUAAGUUACAGGACACGUUUGUGGUCAACCAAACAUCCGGGACUGUAAAGUUGAUAUCGUCACUGGAUUAUGAGACGCGUGACCAGUAUCAGUUCACAAUAUUUGCAGUUGACGGAGGAAAUCCUCAACGUACAGGCUCCGCGACUGUGGUUAUUCAAGUCCAAAACAUCAACGAAUUCUCUCCGGAGUUCAUCGGAGUGCCUUACAAAUUCUGGGCAGAAGAAAACGCCGUAGAGGGAACGGGUAUUGGUCAAAUCAAGGCUUUUGAUAAGGACGGAGAUAAAGUGUUGUAUAACCUCACAGAGGGAGAUACAGAUUUCUUUAGGAUAGAGGAUGACACAGGGAGAAUCUUUGUAAAGUUAGACCUAGGUUUACGGACACGGUACAGUUUUACAGCUCGUGCUACGGACGACGGUUUACCACAGGCCAACAGUCUCGAGGUGAAAGUGGACAUCUUCAUCCGGGAAUCUAACGACUACGCCCCGGUUUUCACACAGGAAAUCUACAAGGGGUUUGUUACAGAAAAAGAAGCAACAGAUAGAGCUAUUGUACAGGUGGCAGCCACUGAUCGGGACCUUCAGAAUAGCACUGUUACUUACAGUAUAACAAGUGGGAAUGAAGAAGAAGUCUUUUAUAUAAAUCCAAAAUCUGGAAGUAUUCACGUCAACAGAUCGUCAGCCCACACCUUGGACUACGACAGAAAGAAGAGCUACGUCUUAUUAAUCCAAGCUAAAGAUUCACAUGCAAGUCCACUAUUCGGGUUAGCCACGGUUACCAUAGACAUCCGGGAUGUCAACGAUCACUCUCCAUUGUUUUCUAAACCUGCUUAUUCUGUUUCAUUGGUUGAAAACCUACCUGCUGGACACUGUUUUUUACAG